Molecule: messenger RNA, 3483 nt
Organism: Bursaphelenchus xylophilus (pine wood nematode)
Lineage: Eukaryota; Metazoa; Nematoda; Chromadorea; Rhabditida; Aphelenchoididae
Source: the annotation of a GenBank genome assembly
AUGAGAGGGACCCAUCUGAUACCCUUUCUAUUCGCCCUAGGCGGGUUUCUGGUGGUCUCCGCCCAAUCCUUCUCCUACACCCGUGAUUGUAAUGAUCAGCAGCAUCGAGUAAGUAUUUUCUUUAUCGUCUCAGUCCCUUCUUUAUCUUCUACUAUCCCUAUUGCAAACUUCUUCAUGGUUGUCAACCCCCUAAUCGAUUCGUUCGCUUGGCUUCGCUGAUUCUUAUCUUAGAGAAACAUUUAUCUUCUUUUGUAAUGGGUUUUACAAAAAGACAGACAGAGAGACUAUGAGUACUCGAAAUAAAAUAAAUUUGAUUUCCAGGAGAUCCAUUGUGUAGUCAGACAAGUGGAUUGUGAUGAAGACGAGCAGAUUCCACAGAUCAAUGACACGGCUCGAUUACCCGGAGAGGCCCAUGAUAUCAGGGUUUCCAAUGUAGUGAAAGCGGUAUCGAAGCGAAAAGGGGAAAGUUAUCAACUCUCGGUAGAUAUCUCGUGGCAAACUCCCCCAAACAGUAAGUACAAUUGUAGUCAGGCAAUAUAAUUAUGCUUUAAUUCUUUUAUAACUAUGAGUAUUCAAGUUCUGUUGAGAGCGGUCUAGUCUAAGGUCUUUACUUUACGGUUAAUUGCACUAGGUGGGUCGAAAAGUCUAUGUAUUUCUUCUCACCGUGCGGUAGACUUCUUGAGCCACCUAGCAAGUAAUGUUAUGUCAUCAAAUUAAUCGCUCGAAAAAUGGAAAACUCACAGAUAUUCGAAGCGAAUACGAAUAGAUCUUUGUACGUUUGUUUAUCCCAGAUUAUCCAAAGAUUAGACUCUCAUCUCUGAUUAGUUACCUACACAGUUAAGAAUAUAUUACCAUGCCAAUUACUUUUAGACUCUACACUUCUUUUAAACGGAUUCCUGUUGGAGAUAAAUUCGGAAGAUGGGAAGCAACACCAAUGUUUUUUGUUGGAUGUAAAUGGAUCCACGUGGACAGACAAUGCUGUCAAGUUGUCGGUAAGGAACCAUUCGAUGUAACUGCGCAAGUAAUAAGCAGAAAUGAUUGCUUUAAUUUCAGCCGCGACUCCAUUUCUUCACGGAAUCCCUCUUCAGAUUCUCUCAGAAUUAUGAGAUCUCGGUUCACUCAUUGCCCGAGGGUGUUGACAUAACCAGAACAGCGACCAAAACUGUCCAGAUGCCCCAUCAUCCUAGAUCUUUUAACCAGUCUGACAUCCUUCCUUCCAAUUGCUCCCAUUCUUGUAAGUGUUUUCUUUCCUUACAAUGGAUCACUAUAUCUUUGUUACAAUGACACUUAUUAAUCCUUACAGCCCAUCCAUUCGCCUCACAAUGGGCUGCUGGAUUCCGUCGAGUCCUGGUUUAUCCACUGACUAGGACUGUCCACAUCGAAUUCAUCGCUGCUCCUCCAGAAUAUUGCUUCGAACAAUAUGAGGUGAGCAAUCCUUCUAAAUCAAUAUAAUUGCUUACAUACAGAUUAUAAUCUUAAGAAUUGUCUAACCAAAUAUUUUUAGAUCCGAUUAAUGGAUGCUACAGUAAUGUUGGUGGAAAGGAGCACAAUCAUCAGUCUGGAUCAACUGAUCGAAGAGGAUAUAAACGGGACUGUCAACUAUAUUGGUUAUGUCAAUUUCACGGAUGUUGAGGUAACGUUUCUUUUCUUGGAUUGAUGUGGUGUUUAGUUGAACAAGACCUACACCCCUACCGUAAUCCCUGUGGAAACGUCGGUGGAUGGGCGAUGUCUGUGUCCAGUUCACUCACAGGGUCAUCUCAAGAGCACCAAUGUAGUUUGUACUUGCGUAAACUCGGAGAGUAAAAGGAUCCGAUUAAUCAGUAAGUUAUUCAUCCCCUGAGGACGCCAAAUUCGAAUUAAUGCGACAGAAAGUUUAAAAUAGUGUUUGGCGUAGAAAAAAACGUAAACAGAAAACAUUAAAAUGAACUAAGAAAUGUUUGAUUCAGAAAUCGAUGCUACAAAAACAAUUUGCAUGGGAUGUUCCAAUGAAACGAAGCCAAUUCUGGAGACCGAAAUCUCCGAAGAUGAGUCCCAAACCUGGCUCUAUCAUCUUGGAAUCUUCCUUUUGAUCAUUAUUUUGCUCUUCGUGUUCGGAAUUACAAUUGUGAUGAUCUACCAGAAGUAUCGGACUUGGGGAAAAUCCUUCAGAAUCCAGCUGAUUCAUGACCGAAACCCCUCCAGAAGUCCAAACGUCCAGACUUCUGAUCUCCAAACCAAGGCUCUUCUGAAGCCCGCAGGGUCUUUAUUGAGAACAGCCAAUCUGAACGUUCUCAUUAUCUACAGUCACGACUCCAACGAGCAUGAUCUGGCUGUCCUAUUUUUUGCGGAGUAUCUUCGGGAUGCCUUUAAUAUGGAAGUUCAUGUGAGUAUUCUCUAUUCGACCCUGCUUUAAAGUCAUGUUAAUUUAAUUACCGCCUUCUUUCAGUUGGAUAUCUUGGAUUCCGACCUAAUCCACAAAAAUCUGAUGGAUUAUCUCUCUUCGUCGGUGAUCAACGCUGAUUACGUGAUGAUAAUAAACUCGCUGGGAACAGCCAAAAGGUAUCAGACCAAGAUCCAAUCUCUGGGAGCCGAAAAUCAAAGUAUAGUACAAAGAAAUGAAGCCGGUCCGUUCGAUAAACUCUUCGUUAGCCAAAUUGAUAUGGCACUACAGUAAGUGUAGUCCUUCUUUUCAGAGUCCUAUCUCUAAUACUGUUGGCUAACCCUAUCUUUUUCAGACAUCAGAAGAUAAUUUCCGUUCGUUUCAACUAUUCCAACUUCGAGCAGGUCCUUCCUCCCCUCAACGGGCGUCUCCAGUAUGUUAUUCCUGAUAACCUUGGCCCCCUCCUGUCAGCAUUACACAACACCAAUCUCAAGGAUGACCCCAGAUUAAUUGGAUUUACUCCUCAACUGGUCAAAUUAAAACAAGCGAUAGAAACAAUGGCUAAGCGAAUAUCUACAGAUCCAGAAUGGUUUACCUCGAGCCAUCAUAGCUACAGUAUCCCUCGCCGAUCGUUGGAGUCGCCAAAGGCUCUCCCGGAAGUCCCAGUUCUGCAGACUUAUGCCGAAUCUGACCCGCUUCUGGAAUCUGGAGUUUCAUGCAGUUCAACAAGUUCAUUGGGAUCAACAACUGAUGUUAACAACUACCGAGAAAUCAGAGAAACAGAGAUUGACAAGACAGGUAUUACUGUUCCCCAAGACCUCGACGACAACUACAACGAUACCCAUGACAGCGGGAACUUCUCCCACCAAUACACUGACAAUGAGAUGAGUUCCGAGUUGUAUUCCAAGGAUCGAGACGUUUUACAUGAUCACGACAGGAUAUGUGAGCAGGCAACAGGUCAACUUGAAGAUCGACUGCACCCACAGGAAGAUCUGACCCUCGAAUACAACCACGAACAGACCCGACUUGAGCCCGAAAAGCUCUUGGGCAAGUGGAAUUUGGACCCCAACUCCGACUCCGGGCUCGUUUCCGACGCCGAUCUCCAGUUGAUCUCAUCCUCAUGA